Leptopilina boulardi is the source of this 6103-nucleotide messenger RNA. RefSeq names its product fatty acid synthase-like. The record is from RefSeq and is a predicted model, not a curated record. The coding region runs from base 65 to 5194 and encodes 1709 amino acids. NCBI's taxonomy places the organism in Eukaryota, Metazoa, Arthropoda, Insecta, Hymenoptera, Figitidae. The transcript has 14 exons. Gene Ontology annotation, biological process: fatty acid biosynthetic process. Gene Ontology annotation, molecular function: oxidoreductase activity; fatty acid synthase activity.
AUAAAAACAAAAAUAGUAGACUUCUUUAUAACUUAUUUAAAAAUCGAUAAAAGGAAAAUAUAAAAUGGAACCAAAACUGACGGGAGAUGAAAUAGUGAUAUCCGGUAUAGCUGGAAAAUUUCCGAAUUGUGAUAGUGUUAACGAAUUUCAAAAGAAUCUUUUAAAUAAAAUAGACUGCGUUAGUGACAGCCAAGCUCGUUGGAAGAAUGUACAUCCUCAAGUUCCUAAGCGAAUCGGCACAAUGAAAACUAUACACAAUUUUGAUUCUGCAUUUUUUGGUGUUCACGGAAAAAUGAUAGAUGCUAUGGAUCCUAUGUUAAGAAUAUUGAUAGAAACUACAUAUGAAGCAAUCACAGAUGCUGGAUUUAAUCCAAGCAAUUUGAGAGGAAGUAAAACGGCAGUUUUUACAGGAUCCAAGACUUCAGAGGCUGAACAGUCAACCUCUAACAAAAGAUUUUGGCAACAUAAGUACGGCUUAUAUGGAAUGAGUCGUGCUAUGUUGCCAAAUCGACUUUCAUUUCUCUUUGACUUUACUGGGCCAAGUAUUAACGUUGAUUCUGGCUGCUGUGGUGGUACUAGUGCAUUACACGAAGGAUUUAUGGCAAUUAAAGAUGGACGAGUUGAAAAUGCCAUUAUCGGUGCUAGUAAUGUUCUUUUAGAUCCAGAAGUGUCUCUAGAAUUAACUUUGUUAGAUCUUUUAUCACCUGAUGGCAAAACAAAAUCAUUCGACAAUGCAGCUGAUGGUUAUGCUCGCAGUGAAGCAAUUGUAGUUCUAUUUCUUCAAAAGGCUAGUCAAGCAAAACGUAUUUAUGCAGAAGUAAAAAAUUCUCUCAUUUCUUUUGGAGAUAUCAGAAAUGACGAUUUGCAUUAUUAUUCGACCAAUGAUUCUCUAGCAAAUCUCAUGAAAAAUAACUUAAAGGAGUGUGGUCUUUCUGGUAAAGAUAUUUCAUAUGUAGAAGCUGAUGGUUCGGGAAUUAAAAAUGUUGAUGCUGAAGAGGUAAAAGUCAUUGAUGAAGUUUACAAUGAAGAACGAAAGUUGCCACUUCCUAUUGGAUCCGUCAAAUCUAAUAUUGGAUUUUGUCCAGCAACAAAUCCAAUUAUUGGAGUUAUUAAGAUUAUCACAGCAAUGGAAUCAGGAUACAUUCCACCAAACCUUCAUUUUGAAAAACCAUCUGACCAAAUCCCUGCUCUUAAAGAAGGUCGAUGUAAAGUUGUAACAGAAUUAACUCCCUGGACUGGGGAUUACGCGGUCGUUAAUACUAUAGCAUUAUCUGGUCCUAGUGCUAAUAUUAUAUUAAAAGAUUUUAAAAAGAACAAAAAAAAUAAUGGGAAACCUGACGACAGUCUUCCAAGAUUAGUCAAUUGUUCAGGACGUACAGAAGAAACUGUUAACUUCUUCCUAAACGCUAUGGAAAGUAGACCUGUUGAUGUAGAAAUGCUUCAGCUUCUUUACGAUGUAUUUGAAACUGAAAUUCCAGCUCAUAUGUAUAGAGGAUAUACACUACUUCCUCCAAAUGGAUUGUUAAAGACUAAAACGCGAGGAAUUCAAUACAACACAGGUGAUACGAGAAAAGUUUGGUACAUGUUUUCCGGUAUGGGUUCUCAAUGGGUUGGAAUGGGAGAAGCUUUAUUGCAAAUACCAAUUUUCGCGCAAGCUAUAGAGAAGUGCGAUAAAGUUCUUAAGCCAAAGGGUAUCGACAUUUUCCGCAUCAUUACAGAAAAGGAUCCAAAAAUGUUUGACAAUAUUGUUAAUUCUUUUGUUGGAAUUGCUGCUAUUCAGAUUGGAUUAGUAGAUCUUUUAGACUCCAUUGGACUAAAACCAGAUUUCCUAAUUGGUCAUUCAGUUGGAGAAUUAGGUUGUGCUUAUGCUGAUGGAUGUUUUACAGCAGAGCAAAUGAUUCUUGCUGCAUUAUAUAGAGGUCUGGCCUCAGUAGAAUCAGAAAUGCCUAAAGGUUCUAUGGCAGCAGUUGGCCUUGGUUAUAAGGAAAUCAAAAACCUUUGCCCACCCGAUAUUGAUGUAGCUUGUCAUAAUAGCGCUGACAGUUCCACUAUCAGUGGUCCUGCUGAAUCUAUGGAAGCAUUCGUCGCACAAUUGAAAGCGAAAAAAAUUUUUGCCAAGGAAGUGGCAUGUAGUAACAUAGCCUACCACAGUCGUUACAUUGCUCCAGCAGGUGAAAAAUUAAGAAAAUACCUUCAAGAGAUAAUACCUAAUCCAAAACCUCGAACUAAUCGCUGGGUAAGCAGUUCAGUUCCACGUGCUGAAUGGAAUUCUGUUCGAGCCCGACUAUCGUCUGCAGAAUAUCACACAAACAACCUUUUAAAUUCCGUUCUCUUUGCCGAAAGUGCGAAAAUGAUUGAGCCAAAUGCAAUUGUUAUUGAAAUUGCCCCCCACGGACUUUUACAGGCAAUUGUGAAAAAAUCCUUACCAGAAGAUGUCAUCAAUUUACCGUUAACUAAAAGAGGCCAUACAGACAAUGUCUCAUUUCUUUUUGAUGCUUUAGGUAAAAUAUACAAUGCUGGAUGCAAUAUCAAAAUUUCCAAUCUUUAUCCUAAAGUUAAGUAUCCUGUUUCACGUGGAACACCAUCAAUAUCGUCUUUAAUUCAAUGGGAGCACUCAACUGAAUGGGAUACUAUCACCCUCAAGCAAUUGAAAGAAAUUAAACCAGGAGAGUUAAACUUUGUAAUAGAUUUAAAGGAUGAUAAGUGGAAAUAUUUAAAACAUGCCAAGAUCGAGAACAGAAUUGUGAUUCCUAGUUCUCUGUAUUUAAAUCUUGCGUGGGAUGUUUUAAAAUCAUUAAAAGAUUGUUCUGAAGCCUCUAUUCUUUACAAAAAUGUCAAAAUUCACAAACAACAAGUAGAAAUACCGAUCGACGAAACUAUUGUAUUAGUAACAAUGGUUCAUAAAGGCUCUGGUUUCUUUCAAGUAACAACCAAAAACGAAAUAUUACUGUGCUCUGGAAUAUUGCAAGUGACUGAUGUCCCUGAUAAGAACUGCAUUCAAGUUCAUGAAAAUGAUGAAACAAUUUAUCAAGAUUUGAGUGAAAGUGACGUUUAUACUGAAUUACAGAUGCGAGGUUUACAAUACACAGGUCCCUUUAGAACAAUUCGUAAAUCAUCAACUAGUGGGUCAAAGGGAACUUUAUUAUGGAAUGAUAAUUGGACAACAUUUUUAGAUGGAAUGAUGCAGAUGUAUGUUUUUGGAAAUGAUAUUAAAAAAUCACAAGUGCCAUUUAAAAUUAGAAAAAUCGUUAUUAACUUAAAAUUGCACGAAGAAAUUAUUAGCAAUUCAGAUGAAAUACCUGCAUCAGUUUACAAGAAAUUAGAAAUUAUUAGAGCUGGUGGUAUACAAAUCGAAGGAAUCGGUUUAAAAUCUAUAUUGCACGAAUCUUGGAAAAAUAAGGUUGUUGUUAACAAAAUUGAAAUUCUUCCUGGAAUAGAUGGAACAUACAAAAAAUGUCCAAUUGUUUCCAACCUUCAACAAAUGUCGAAUUGGAGAGCUGAACAGUUGAAUCCCUCUGAAUUAGAUACUAUUUCUUGGGUCGAAGGGUUCCCUAGAAAUAUUGCUGACACAAUCAAAGUUGAAUACUCUGCAGUUAAUGAAGCAGAUAUUCUUUCAGCAAUUUCAAAAAUAGCUUUAGAUGGGACUGUUAAAAAUAGAAUUGACAGUAAGUCAUUUGGUCAAGAAUAUUCAGGAAUUAGUUCAAAGGGAAAUAGAGUUAUGGGAAUUUCGAAAAAUAGUACAUUUUCAAAUUAUAUAACACCUGACACUGAUUACACAUGGCAAAUACCUGACAAUUGGUCUUUAGAAGAUGCUGCAACCGUACCAUUUGCAUAUGCAGUUGCAUACUUGUCUUUAGUGAUAAAGGGAGAUUUACGAAGCUAUGAAUCAGUUUUUGUCUACGAUAGCGCUUGCUCAAUUGGCCAAGCUAUCAUUAAUAUAGCCUUAAAUAUUACAUCACAAGUAUUCGUUGGACACGCUAAAGAUAUCGACAAAAAUAAUCUAAAAAGCAGUUUUCUAAAUAUUCCUGAAAAUCAUUUUAUAAGUGCAUCAGGAUGUUUUGCUGAUAAUCUCUUGGCACAAACAGAAGGAAAAGGAGCUGACUUAGUGAUAUAUAUUGGUGAUGAUUUAAUUAAAGUAGAGUCUUGUUUAAUGUGUGUGAAAAAUAAAGGAAGAGUCAUUAUCAUCGGAAAUUUAGAAGAAGAAUUUAGUAAAUCAUGCAAAUUGGGAAUAGUAGGAAUGCAAAUUUUCUUGAGAGAAAUUGCUUUGCACUCAAUAAUUCCAACGAAAAUAAACAAUCAUGAUCAAGUUACAAAAAGAAAAUUAUCACAAAUGAUUAAGAAUGGAAUAACAGCACAAAAUGUAAAACCAUUGUUUAGACGUAUCUAUCCAAGGGAAAUGUUAAAAGAAGCUUUUAUUGACGGAGCUUCAAAUAAUGUUUUUGGAAAAAUCAUUGUUAGAGUACAACCGGAUAAUGGAUGCGAUACAGCUUUGGCAAUUCCUCGUUUCUUGUGUAGAAGUGAGAGAUCUUAUUUGAUUCUUGAAGGAUUAAGUGACUUUGGACUCGAACUAAUUGACUUUUUAGUUAUCAGAGGUGCCAGAAAUAUUGUUAUAGCUUCCGAAUCAAAAAAUACAAGAGCUUACGGUAAUCAUAGAAUUAAUUUAUGGAGAGGAUAUGGAGUAACAGUUGUAGUUCGUGAAGAAUUGGACCUUACCCAACAACAAAAUGGAAAUGCUCUACUUGAAGAUGUCAGUACUCUUGGUACAGUAGAUGCCAUUUUCGAUCUACAGCGAGUUGAACAAUCAUCAAAACGGUCAUCUGAAUCAAAAUAUUUGUUUACUAAAUAUCUUUUUGAGGAAUCUAAGCGAAUGUGUCCUGAUUUACAUCAGUUUAUUGUUUUUUCAACAUGUAAAGAUAUUAAAGAAAAUGUCGACGAUAUUUUACUGAGAGAAAUCGAUUUAAUGGAAAUUUUUAAAGCAACAUUAUCAGUAGAUACCACAGGACUUUUGAUUCUUUUAGGACCAGUUUCUGGAAUUGCGGGAAGAACAACUGAAAAUGAUAAUAAUUUACCUUUGUUAUCUAUUUCUAGUAUUAUAGACCAAAUGGAUAAUUUAAUUGGAGCGAAGGCAACAAUUGUAUCUGUUUCUCAUAAUUCAUUAGAAGCCGAUUCUGAGAAUAUUGACAAAAGGGACUAGUGAAAAAAAAAUUUAAUCUUUAAAAAAAUAUUAACUAUAUUUGCACUGCUUCUGUGCACAUAUUACGAGAUAUAAAAAGCGAAUCUAUAUAAAAGUCUAAACAAUAAAACCUAGUAUACCACUAAACCAGAUUCUGAGUUUUGGGGAAUGCUCUUAUUUCUUAUCGCUUCUAAAGGAAAAUACAUAAAUAAAGACAAACAAAAAAAAAAAAGAAGGAGUAGAGUUUUCGCAUGUGCGAAUGAAGGUACCAUACGGGAAUUGAUUUCUACAAUCUAAUCAGUGAAGCGGACGUUCUCUUCUCUUCCUGGAAACCGGGUCGUCGUGCGCGGUAUUAUACGCAGAAAACUAAGACACGAGAGGGUCUUGUGGGCGAGAAUUGAGGGAAAAAAGCAAUGAAAAAAAGAGAAAAAUACAAAUAAACCAAAGGCACGAACCAAGAAUCCAAGGCAGCAUGAUGGGGACGAAAGAGAGAGAGAGAGAGAGAGGUCAGAGGAGAUACAAGGCGCGACUGAGUGGGACUCACAUAGGUAACUUAACUUACCCCGCACGGUUCACCAUGAAAUAUCGCGAACACUGUUCCAACUUCAGCCUAAGCGAUGUUUUCAGCAACAUCACUUGAUCUAAUUUGUUACACUUUCAACUAAUUUAUUACUUUAGCUUCACACCUUUAACGGAUUAAUGUUCUGUGUACUCUUCUUUCUCUCUUUCAUGUAUAUCUAUAUAUAUACACUGAACAUUAUCACACUUUCCUUUUUUUAUAUAAUCUUAACAAACUAAUCUAAAUUAUAUCGAAUAUUAUUACAUCUCUGACAAUUUAUAAUGUUCUCUCAAUAUUUUUGUAAAGCUCAAUAUAGAAUAUACACGCAUAUGAACAAUUUAAAUUAGUUAAAAAUUUGUUAAUUUAGUUUG